Messenger RNA from Cryptotermes secundus, 533 nucleotides. It is a transcript of the gene ND-MLRQ, whose product is annotated as cytochrome c oxidase subunit NDUFA4. The record is from RefSeq and is a predicted model, not a curated record. The transcript has 3 exons. The coding region runs from base 119 to 367 and encodes 82 amino acids. NCBI's taxonomy places the organism in Eukaryota, Metazoa, Arthropoda, Insecta, Blattodea, Kalotermitidae.
GACUACUUUUGCCUGGAGUCCAGUUUAGAGGGUCGAAGUUAAUAUUUAUCCUUGUUUUGUUCUCUAAGGUGUAAGAUUUACUGUGGUUGACGAGCAUUAGGCUAGUUUAUUCCAAACGAUGAAAGGUCUUAGCCUCUCAAGCUUGAAAUCUCACCCUGCUCUGAUUCCUCUCUAUGCGUGUGUGGGCUUGGGAUGCUGUGGAGCAUUGCUGUAUACUUUGAGAUUAGCUGUUCGCAGCCCUGAAGUGUCUUGGAAUAAGAAGUCAAACCCUGAACCCUGGAAUGAAUAUUCCAACAAACAACACAAAUUUUAUUCUCCAGUCAGAGACUACUCAAAAAUUGAAAGCCCUGCACCAAAAUAUGACUGAAAUGUAGUAAUUGUGUAUUGUAUUUCAGGUAGGGAAACUGACAUUCUAGUACAGCUCAGUUUUAAAGGAAAAUAUGUAAUAGAUGUGCAAAUAAUAUUGUAUGGUUAUGGAAUUUGGAGGUACUUGCCAUACUUCCAGAAUGUAAAUAAAGUUUAAUUUCAAUUAA